Aspergillus welwitschiae is the source of this 1942-nucleotide messenger RNA. RefSeq names its product FMN-dependent alpha-hydroxy acid dehydrogenase. The record is from RefSeq and is a predicted model, not a curated record. The transcript has 5 exons. Gene Ontology annotation, molecular function: heme binding; oxidoreductase activity. Lineage: Eukaryota; Fungi; Ascomycota; Eurotiomycetes; Eurotiales; Aspergillaceae. The coding region runs from base 308 to 1792 and encodes 494 amino acids.
GCCGGUCAUCCUUCUCUAAGCAUUCCCCGUCGGCGACCGACAUUUCCCAAAACAGGCGGAAUUCAAUCGCCGCCCCCAACUUUGACUGCUCGUCGGAGUUCAGGCCGAGCCGUAAAUGGGGUGGGUUUAACCGGGUUAGUUGAAUGCGAGGCAUCUCGAGGCCACCGCUCCGAACACUUCAUCUCCUACCGUCGUUUUCUCUUAACUAUUCUUGACUUCUCCUCGUCUCUCCCCCCUCUCGCGGGUCGCUUUCGACAAUUGUCACAGGACCAAUUGCUACGAUCCAGACAUCUCUUUGAAUAGCACGAUGAGCAAGGUAUUCGACGCGGCGGAAGUCGCAAAACACAACACUCCAGAGAGUUGCUGGGUAAUUCUCUACGGAAAGGUUUACGAUGUCACCGACUUUCUCUCAGAGCACCCUGGUGGUGCCAAAAUAAUUCUUAAGCUUGCUGGAAAAGAUGCCACCGAGGAAUAUGACCCUAUUCAUCCUCCAGGCAUUCUAGAGGAGAACCUGAAGCCCGAAUCAUUCCUAGGAACGGUAAAUGCCGACACUCUGCCGAAAGUACAAGCGGAGCCACCCUCAGAUGCGGGGGUGAAGGAAGGCCCGCCUCCGAUGGAGAGUCUACUCAACAUGGAUGAUAUCGAGCAAGUGGCCACCAAAAAUGUCAGCAAGAAAGCCUGGGCCUACUACUACUCAGCAUCUGACGACAAAAUCACGAAACAUUUCAAUACUGAAGUUUACCGGUCCAUCUUGCUGCGGCCACGGGUAUUCAUCGACUGCACGCGAUGUGACCUGGAUACUACAGCUCUGGGCAACAAGAUCGGCAUGCCCAUCUAUGUCUCCCCCGCAGCUAUGGCUCGCUUGGGUCACCCAGCAGGUGAAGCUGGCAUUGCCGAGGCCUGUCGCAGCUUCGGGGCCAUGCAGAUUAUUUCCAACAACGCUUCAAUGACACCAGAGCAGAUCGUUCAGGACGCUGCGCCAGACCAAGUAUUUGGAUGGCAAUUGUAUGUACAAACAGACCGGAAGAAGAGCGAGGCCAUGCUGGCACGUAUAAACAAGCUCAAGGCGAUCAAGUUCAUUGUUCUCACUCUAGAUGCGCCUGUGCCUGGAAAGAGAGAGGACGACGAGCGUGGCAACACCGUGGGCGCAUCAGCACCAGUUCCGAGCGCCACAAAAGCUGCAGACAAGUCUGCGGGCGAGAUCAACAACGGAGGCGGUGGUGUCGGACGUCAGCUUUUCGCAGGCACCGAUCCGACCCUCACAUGGAAAGAGACUCUUCCGUGGUUGGCUAAGCAUACCGAUCUACCCAUUGUCCUCAAGGGUCUUCAGACCCACGAGGAUGCUUACAUUGCAUCUCUUCACACCCCCCAGGUUAAGGGCAUCAUUCUUUCCAACCAUGGUGGGCGUGCUCUCGACACGGCUCCUCCAGCUGUGCACACAUUACUCGAAAUUCGAAAGUAUUGCCCGGAAGUCUUUGAUAAGUUGGAAGUAUGGAUUGACGGCGGUAUCCGCCGUGGCACAGACGUUGUCAAGGCCCUCUGUCUGGGCGCAAGAGGUGUUGGUAUUGGACGUCCUGCGUUGUGGGGCUUAGGAGCCGGCGGUGUCGAGGGCGUCAAGCGCACCCUGCAGAUUCUGUCCGACGAAACCAAGACAUGCAUGCGGUUACUUGGUGUUGAGCGUGUGGAAGAUCUAGGACCCCAGCAUAUCAACACUCGCUUUGCGGAACAGCAAAUCUACGAUGGACCGUCAGGGCUGGAAGGUAUCCGGAGCACAUACCGUGCCAAAUUAUGAAAUGAGCUACGCCAAGAUUGGGUGUCUAUAUCCUAGCAUCUCUGUUCUAUGUAGCCUGCAUACAGAAAUUAGACAUGGUGGUAAUCGAUACUAGUUGCAAGUCUGACUUGACUGUCCGUAGUGUAUAUAUCCCGUCUACUGCAAAGCGAC